Messenger RNA from Drosophila arizonae, 5816 nucleotides. RefSeq names its product Cadherin 86C (gene Cad86C). NCBI's taxonomy places the organism in Eukaryota, Metazoa, Arthropoda, Insecta, Diptera, Drosophilidae. Gene Ontology annotation, biological process: homophilic cell-cell adhesion. Gene Ontology annotation, molecular function: calcium ion binding. Gene Ontology annotation, cellular component: plasma membrane. The record is from RefSeq and is a predicted model, not a curated record.
CUGACCUGUCUCAAGCCUCAACAUAUUUGACAUCUUUCGCACACAUUAAAGCAAUGGCUUCCAGCAGUAGCAACAUUUUCCGCAGAAAAAGUCACAGCCUAACACAUGAGCCAUAUUGUGGUCUGAGAACCGCUGCAAGCAACACGAUUUCAGAUGCUAGCAAGCGAAGGCAAGAAGAAUGUUACUAUCAUCAACCACCUACCUCCCAGCUUCACCUUCACAACGUCAGUGUCGGCCAACUUUACAAUUUGGCCCAUGGCUGAGCGCAAUGACCGCCUAUCGAUUGCUGACAAUCAGCCUCCUAAUUGGAAUUCUGUGUCUACAUCACGUUCACGGAGUGGAUCCCAAAUUCGACCCCUCAACGCGGAUGAGACUAGUUCUGGUGCCGGCUGACGCACAGGUCGGGUCUGUAAUCUACAGAUUGCGUGCAACCGACGAGGAGUUCGACUAUCCAUUGACCUUUGAGUUUAUGGGUGAUGUAUCCUCGUCCACCUUCAAGGUGGAAUCGCUUCCAUGUACCAAGUACAAUUCCGUCUGUCAAGCCAACGUUGUGCUGCAACGACGCCUUGAGUCGGGCCGCUUCUACGAUUUUCAAGUCUCGGUUAGGGACACAAAUGGUGGCAUGGCUACGCAAUUGUGUUCAAUUACAGCAACCAACUUCAGUACACCGCAUGACCUAAUAUUUCCACAUAAGCCGGGCAUCAUCAUGAUACCUGAGGAUGCCAAGAGAGGUACAGAACUUGAUUAUGUAAUUGCCAGAAAGAAUCCACUUUUUCAAAAGCCAGUCUACCUCGAGUUAUGGGGUUCGCCCUUAUUUGCCAUAAGACAAAAAAUUAUAUCAGCGGAAACGACGGAAGGAACCGUGUUCCUCUUGGGUCCCUUGGAUUUCGAGAAGCAAGCCAUGUACCACUUAACAAUUCUUGCCAAUGAUGCAUAUGCGGAGCCUGGACAAGAUGGGCGCAAUAUUGCUGGCAUUGAAAUCGUUGUUAUCGUCCAAGAUGUACAAGAUCAACCGCCUGUAUUUACUAUAGCUCCUCCAGUUACAAAGCUGCAAUCCGGCAUUCUUCCAGGCGAUAAGAUAUUGCAAGUCCAUGCGGAAGACGGGGACAAGGGAAACCCGCGGGAAGUGCGAUAUGGCCUAGUUUCUGAAAAUAAUCCAUUUACUUCUUUUUUUGACAUCAACGAUACAAGUGGUGAAAUUUUUUUAAUGAGACCACUCGAAGACAUUGCAGCAAUCACGCAUGCGGGCGAUCCCGUCUUACUCACUGUAAUUGCGGAAGAAGUUAAAGUCGGUCGUGACGAACCCGCAGCGAUGGCUUCCACAGUGCAAUUGGCGUUCUUCCUACCGGACCGUACCAACUCGCCUCCUUACUUUGAAAACGAUCACUACGUCACAAGGGUUGACGAGAACGCCUUGCAAGGGACAGCGCUGACGUUCAUGGACCCAUAUGUGCCCAGAGUGUAUGACGACGAUACUGGGAAGAACGGCGUAUUUUCGCUUACGUUGCUGAACAAUAAUGGAACGUUUGAGAUCACUCCUAAUGUAGCUGAGCGGAGCGCUUCGUUCCUUAUUCGUGUACGAGACAAUUCGUGGCUGGACUUCGAGCAAAGGCAAUCGGUUCAGUUUAAGAUUCUGGCCCAGGAAUUGGGGCCAGCCACAAAUCUUUCGGCCAUGGUUAACGUCACGGUAUAUAUAAACGACAUAAACGAUAACACGCCCGUCUUCGAUCAACCGGGCUAUACGGUAGAGCUGCCGGAGAACAUGACGGUAGGCACAAAAGUCGUGCAGGUUCACGCCAGCGACCUCGACACGGGAUUGGGUGGAAAGGUGCGAUAUACAGCAAUCCUCGGAUACCUCAACACUUCUCUCAACCUGAAUGCGGAGACUGGCUUGAUCACUGUAGCGACCAACAGCCAUGGAUUCGAUCGCGAACUAAUGCCCGAGUAUCACCUGUAUGUGGAGGCUCGGGAUAUGGACGGUGCUGGAAAUCGAGCCCAAGUUCCCCUCAUCAUCAAGCUCAUAGAUGUAAACGAUGAAGUGCCCGUCUUCAAUAAGGACCUGUACGAGUUCAUACUCGCAACAGACCUAAUGGGCUUUACAACCAGCGCCUUCAUUCAUGCCACUGACAAGGACGCAACAGCGCCGAACAACGAAGUGCGUUACGAGCUGAUCAACGGCAACUAUCAGAACAAUUUUGUACUGGACAAGGUGACGGGCGAGUUAACGGUCCGGGAAAAGAUCAAUCUGCGCUCUAAAAAGCACGCCAGUCAGCGAAGGCGUCGAAAUGUUGACUCCACGCCGCCAAUCGGCAAUGAAGACGAUUUAUUCAUACUGACCGCUCGAGCUUACGAUUUAGGAGUACCAGUGCGUUCAUCGACCACCUCCAUACGCAUUUACCCACCAGAGAGUCGCAAGCGCAUUGUGACGUUUGUGGUGCCUGGCAGCAAGCUGGACAAGCGCAAGACAGAGGAAACACUAUCGGCGAUAACGGGCGGAAAGGUUUACAUCCAUGAAAUACGACCAUUAAGGCCCGAGGAGCCGGGGGCUAAGGAUAUACCCAAUGACAAUCCGAACAUCAAGGAACGCAGUGUAGUCACAGCGACCGUGCUGUACGACAGCUCAUCCGUGGUUGACAUUUCGCAGAUACAGCAGCGACUCUCGCAGCACAAUAACUCGUACGCGAUCAUGCCGGAGGACACAACGCGGACCGACACGCAGUAUAAGGCCGAAAAUAAAGUGCUAUUUUGGCUUCUCAUACUACUGGCCACCCUGGUUGCCCUGACGAUACUGAUCCUUUUACUCUGCUGUAUAUGCUCCUGGUGUCCUCUGUAUGGCGCAGCAACCAAAAGAAUAGUUAAUAUCAGUAGAACUGAAGACGAUGUACAUCUAGUGCAUAGAGAAAUGGCAAAUGGAAACCAUACAAAAUCUGUUCAGGUCGCAGAGUGGAUGGGAAGACGAGAGGCUUGGUCCGCGGAUAAGCCAUCAGAUACACGUACAAAACCUACCCGCUGGGAGUUCCGCGAUGGACGUGAACAGCCUGAAAACGUAGAAAUGCACCACGCAAGCGUCAACACCGAUGCCGACGUAGUCCGGAACGCAGAGUCUCAGGAAUACCAGCAGAGACGAGUCCGCAUUAAAAACAGUCUUACAACCAAAGAAGACACACAUCAUAGUUUUCAUAAUUCUAGAACCAAUUUAAUAAACGACCGAGACGUAUAUAUUGAGGACGUAAUGGACGACCAGAACUUAGUGCAAGUCAAGGAGGAGUUUUCUCGCAACAAACAGAGUAGACCAUUGGAGCACAGUCGCUUGAAAAAUUACGACUCGGACACCAGACAAAUCGACGAUGACUCCAUGCGAAGACACGAAAUAGACCGAGGAAGCGACAUCGACUUUAAUACUGCCCAGAAUAGUCUAAAGAAUAAGCGCGAACUUUUCAUAAAGGACGGAAAUGUCGAAAUCCUGCAGCUUAUGACACGGGACAAGACUCGGGACGGAACUGCACUAGACGAUGACAAUAUAUACGUCAAUGUUCCCGUUAAAUCAUCUGCAAACCUCUCGCAUCCACAACUGCUGAUGGUGGACAAUACGGGCAAAGAGAUCCUGAUGCGCCGGUUUAUUGAAGAGCAGCCAGAUGGGAAGCAGAUAAUUCGGGAACACUAUCAUAUUGUACCAGGCGCAACUUAUAUUCAGUCAAUGCCAAACGAAAUACAAGGAUCAACACUCAAGGGCGACACAUUUCCCUUGGGCAAAUCGGGACCAAACAGCAUUGUCUACUCCCAAACCGAGCCUGAAGUCAAAGUCAUACACACGCAGUCAGUUCAGGGAGCGGAGGACAUAUCCCAGCUCCAGCCCGUCGCGGCGAAUCAGUCGCUUACACAGGAACUGGAGCACUCACUCAAGCAGCAAAAUGCGCUUUUGCGUCAGAUAUUGCUGGAAAAAGAGAAACUAGAAACUAGAUAUACACAGCACGAAAUUAUCUUAGAAACACAAAGUCUUCCGGGCCAGUCGAUGGCGAUAGCGACCCAAACUGACUGCGACGCUGGCACCCAAACCGAGCAGACCGAGAAUUUCAGUGCCAAGAAAAUGGUCCACUCGCAGGCCCAAGUCGGCUCCACUCGUCGGCGAGCGCGCAGUGAGAAUGACGACUCGCUGUCGGAAGACGAAUACAAGUACGUGCGCUUUAGCCCCCCAAACAGUCCCGAAGGUGUGUAUUGGAUAAAGCGGCAUCAACCCAAAAGGCGACUACGGCUGCGCGGCAGCUUGCAGCCUCGAAAGAGAAUCGUGAUGGUCGAAGAGGUGAAGCGCAAAAUACGAACCCCCAUAAAGGAGGAGGAGGAACUGCACGAGAAGAAGAGGCGAAUGCCACCCAAGAAGCCACUCCGCGAGACAAAAACGAGUAUUCUGCGGAAGCAGCUGAGUGACGAAAGCCGAAGAAGUGAUGUGGCCAAAGAGUCCAAUGGCAAGCACAAGUCGGAAGCGCUAAGCCGCGAGGUACUUAUGGAAAUAUCGGACUCUCUGGAUGAAAACGGAAGUCCCAGAUCACGAAGAGGUGAACAGUAUUACGAUAAUUUUGAGGGCGAAGUCGACGAAAAUGAUACUGAAUACUCAGUUGAUUCCGAUGACGAUGAGAUUGUAAUUAGAACCAACUCAAACUUAUCAAGCUAUGCAUAUACACGAAGUGUCUACACCAGGGCGUCUCAAGACUCUAGGCGCCAUGAGCCACAAACGAAAAACUCAUCCCACCAAAGUAGAUCCGUAAACAUUUCUCCAUCAGAGCCACACGAAACACAGCCAGAGGCUAGGCCCAGACUUUCCCGUCGGGACAGUUCGAGGCGCAGUCAAAACUCCCGAAAGCAAACAUCUUCGGAACCACCGCACCACCGUAUUUCAGUUUCAAAGUACGAGAUGCAAAGAGCCGAAAAUGACAAAGAGCCGCAUCAUAAUUCAGCUGAUAUAGUUGGAUCCAAGCAAUCCCUAAACGAUCGACUGUACCAAAGUGAAACCGAAUUGGCUGGCCGCGAUGAAUCAACUUCUCGAAACGUACCCAAAUAUAUGGAGUGGUAUUAUAGUAAGAAGAAACCGUCUGUCAGCGGUCGAACUUCAACUGAGUCGUCAAAAUCCCAGAUGUCGGUCAAAAAGAAAACUUCUGCUACAGAGAAACGCAUGACAAAAAUGAGAAUGAACUCGAAAGUCGAAGAUCAGGCAAAUGAUGAUGCGGCGAGAUUCAAGCCGGAGCCCGCGCCUCGAAGAUCUCCACCAAAGGGCAGUCGGCUGCUCAAAGAGGACAGAGCCUUGAAUAAGCAGCACAAGCCCAAAACAGAGACUGAUACGAAUCAUCCGCUGCUGCAGCAUUCGGAGCAUCGUUUCGAACGAGAGAACGCUCCGGAAGUGCCACCACCACCCACCAAGCUGCCACACUAUAUGUAUCCCGAGACUCCGCCACAUGCCGCACCACCGGACAAGGAUCAGCAUUCGCAGAAGCAUAAGCCGAAGCCGUCUCCCAUCAAGGAGAACGAAGUAAAGCUGACGAAGUCAAAAAUAAAUCUCUACGUGGAAGACCCCAAUACCGCACACCUCCCAUCUCAUGCUCAAAAGCAACUGAAUGCAUCCACUCUCGAGGACGACCACGACUCGGGCAUCGCCAUGAACUCCCUUAUGAAUAGUAUGGGACGCAGGAAUCCUAUAGCCGAAAAGAAAAGUGUCUUUUCGAUUGCCUACGACGAUGUGAGCCGCGUUAAGAAAAUAGCAUCAGGCGGAGAGUCUCCACAGUAUUCAUAAACAGACAUUUUCAGUCUACAAAUAUAUAUACAUA